AUGGCGGCCGCGAGCAAACCGCCGCGUCACGGGCGCUCCCAUUUAAACAUUUCUCAUACGGCGUUUGGCCGCAUCUUUGAAGACGUUGAAGACUUGGCGGCCCCAAACCCCUGCAUCAUCGACCUUCUGCUUGCAGACCGCCACGGGUUUGAGCAAUGGCGACAAUGCCUGCUCCUGACUGAGGGCCUCGAUGAUACCUACCCCUACAGCCAGGUGGCAUACGAUGAAUAUUGUGCGCUGCGAAGCGAGCAGGUGCAACCUGGAGAUGCUGCUUUUCGCCUUCGCGAUUUGCACAAGCUUUUGCAGGGCAUGUGGAUUUCCUCCGUCGUCAACUUGCAGAAUAGUGCUUGCAGCGAAGCCGAAAUCGCCAUGCUCAGCCUCAGUCGAGAAACCUGCCUCGUCUGUGGUGAUCGAAGUGCCAUUCGUUCCGCCAUCGAAGCUCAGAUGGGCCGGCCGUUGACCGACGUUGAAAUCUCGCUCAUUGGCGAUCGCUGUCGUGGUGGCCGCCUACAGCUGACGCUUCAGCGCCUGCAGCCCGAGAAUACGGCCCUGGUCGACCUUGCGCGCGCCUGUGCUGAGCUUCAACGCGGUGUACGCGGUGCCGCUAUCCGUGCUGUUGCCUGCCUUGACCGGGCCACGACGGCCUACUCAGUGGCCUCUCGAAUGACUUUGACUGGAGCGAAGGCAAGCCGAGGUGGCGCCCGAGAUAGUGCUGCCAAGCUCCCAACCUUGCCCACUGCUACGGACAUUGUGCCGAGCAAAGGAGGCAUUCGUCUUCGACGACCGAGCAGACAAGGACAAUUUCUGCCUCGCUUGGAUCGUAAGGCGCGCAUCAAGUUGCGGUGCUACCGCUAUGCCAAGGCAUCCGACAGCUACAUAGGUACUCGACUCGGCAUGCUUCGUGAUAUUUACAGCAGCUAUGUGGCCCCACAUGCAUUUCGACGCCUUCGCUUGCCAGCACAAAUCAUGCGACGAUUGGACGCUGUGCUGAGCUCGCUGAAGAACAACACCGUUGUUGGUCUUGAUGAAUUUGAGCCCGCUCUUCGCCUUGUGCGCACGGCUCUCUGCAAGCUCUUGCCUGCUUUUCAAGAAGCCUGGCAUCGCUAUGAACGCAUCAAGCUGCUGGAAAAACCCACCAUGACGCCUCCGGCCGAAAAAGACAAGGCACCCGCCCCACUUCCCCCGCGCCAGCUGACAGCUCAUGAUGACUCCCAUAACAAACGAGUAUUCUUCUCCCUUCAAGGUGGUCUCGUCACUUAGUUUGAGUCGGGUCUCCUCGGGACCGUGAGCCAUGCCAUACCUUAGCCUGCGCUUUCCGUCCCUGUGACGGGAGAAAUGGAGUCAAGCCUGAACAUUAGUGAACAUUUAGAAACAUUUUUCAUCGUACACCCUUUUUGUGCUUAGACCUGCCGGUGCCUGUGUUCGUCAAGCGAUAUCGCCCCUCUUGCACCGCAAUCCAUAAUGAAGACG
Molecule: messenger RNA, 1470 nt
Organism: Monosiga brevicollis MX1
Lineage: Eukaryota; Choanoflagellata; Craspedida; Salpingoecidae
Exons: 11
Coding region: 1-1260 (419 amino acids)
Source: RefSeq, a predicted model, not a curated record